Carcharodon carcharias (great white shark) is the source of this 3686-nucleotide messenger RNA. It is a transcript of the gene antxr2a, whose product is annotated as ANTXR cell adhesion molecule 2a. Gene Ontology annotation, molecular function: signaling receptor activity. Gene Ontology annotation, cellular component: membrane. The record is from RefSeq and is a predicted model, not a curated record. Lineage: Eukaryota; Metazoa; Chordata; Chondrichthyes; Lamniformes; Lamnidae. The transcript has 17 exons. The coding region runs from base 355 to 1836 and encodes 493 amino acids.
UUAGUGCAAGUUCUGUUUAAUCCGCUGAUUUAUGUGGAAACCAAUGCUUAGAAGCUGGGUGGACGAUUGAUGUUUGUGCAAUUCUGCCCCUGGCGAAACGCCGCCUUCCUCUGGGAAGUUAUCGCAUAAACUGAGCAAGAGACUUUGCAGCAGCGGCCGACCGACCCCUUCUUGCAAGUGUUGUAAUGUGCGCUUUUACGGAACUCGUCUUCUUUUCUUCGAUCUGCCUGCUGUAGGGAGGUCGUUUUUAUUUUGUGAAUCCAGUGGUGGCUGUUUUAAUGUUUGCAGAAGAUUUCUGUUCCUUGUUCCCGGCUCUGUCCUCUGGAGCUAUGCAACUUGUUUAAUUACACGAUAAUGAGGCUGUGGUGGACUGUUGCUGUUUAUAACAGUAUCUGGCCCGGACUUCGGAAUUCCUUGGUCUUUGUGUCACUGUUUCUGAUCUUGAAUGGACCGGGAACUGUGCAAAGUGAAGAGAAAUCGUGUCAUGGAGCGUUUGAUCUUUACCUUGUACUUGACAGGUCGGGAAGUGUUGCUAACAACUGGGGCGAAAUAUAUGGUUUUGUGGAAGCGCUGGUCAAGCGAUUCGUCAGUCCCCAGAUGAGAUUGUCCUUCAUUGUGUUUUCGUCCCGGGUAGAUGUGAAGAUGCCAAUCACUGGUGACAGGAAACAAAUCAACGAUGGUCUUGAAGCUCUCAAAAAUGUAAAUCCGGCAGGUGAUACCUAUAUGCAUCUAGGUAUAAAAGCGGCUUCUGAACAAAUAAAGGAGCAAAAUGGUGUGAAGACUGCAAGUGCCAUUAUUGUUCUGACCGAUGGUGAAUUAGUGGAAAUGGUGUUGCCCUAUACAAUUAGAGAGGCUGAUGAGGCAAGAAAACUAGGGGCAAUUAUUUAUUGUGUUGGAGUCAAAGACUUCAAGGAAAAGCAGCUGGAAAAAGUUGCAGACUCCCCAAGUCAUGUCUUCCCUGUUAAUGGAGGAUUUCAGGCUUUGAAAGGGAUAAUUGAUUUGAUUUUAAAGAAAUCAUGUACUGAAGUUUUGCAUGUGGAGCCAUCUACUGUAUGUGCUGGACAAGAAUUUGAAGUUGUGCUAAGAGGAAAUGGCUUCAUGGCAGGCAGAGGCACAGAUCUGAUCUUAUGCAGAUACUACAUAAAUGCUUCGACCAUUAUAACUGAGAGACCAAGUAUCAUGGCGACGGAUAAUUAUCUCCUGUGCCCAGCACCCAUGCUACAGGAAGUGGGGCAAACAAUGGAUGUGUCUGUGAGUUUGAAUGAUGGGCAGUCAUUUAUCUCUAGCUCCGUCACCAUCACUGCCACAGCUUGCUCUGAUGGGACAGCUGUGAUGAUUGCCAUAUUCACCAUAUUGCUGCUAUUGGGACUAGCAUUGCUUUGGUGGUUCUGGCCUCUUUGCUGCAUGGUGGUCAUAAAAGAUCCUCCCCCUCCUCCACCCCCUCCAAAAGAGGAACCUGAACCAGACCCAGUAGCAAAAAAGCAGUGGCCAACAGUAGAUGCCUCAUACUAUGGUGGUAGAGGUGUUGGUGGCAUUAAAAGAAUGGAGGUCCGGUGGGGAGAUAAGGGAUCCACCGAUGAAGGGGCAAGGCUAGAAAUGGCCAAAAAUGCUGUUGUAAAAGUUCCAGAUGCUGAAGAGGAACCUUUUGUUCCAAGGCGGCCCAAACCUCCAUCUUCCAAUCGUCCUUCUCCACCACAGUGGUAUGAUCCAAUUAAGGGCAGACUUGAUGCACUGUGGGCACUGCUCCGGCGACAGUAUCAUCGAGUUUCUUUGAUGCGGCCCCAGUCUGGUGAUGAGGGCCGCUGUAUAAACUUCAGCCGAGUCCAGGCACAGUAGAAAUGAUGAAGCUAGAGCUGCUUUAUUUUCUGUACUACCUACUGAGGAAUGGCAAAGGAUUCUUAACUUCCAAUGGACAUCAAUAACCUUCUAUAGAAAAAGAUGGGGGGAAGAAACGCCAUCUUCAUGGUGCAUUUUGCUAACUCGUCACAAAACUGCAGCAAGAGCAAUGCAGAUUUCCCUUCAAUCUACCAAGAACUGUACAGCGAUAACUUGACAGAUGAGCUGCUUCUCUCCUAACCACUGGCCCAGAGUAAUGGCACGACAGCAAUGGCACAAAGUAAACAUUAGCCAUCCUCUCCCAAAAAAAAUCAAUUGAUUCUUGGCGCUUGAAGUCACUUUGAACUUUUUUUCCAGUCUGAAUGUAGUCUGACUGUUAUAUGCUGUUUUGGGUAAUCAUAUUUUAUAGACAGAGUGUAUUGUCAAAAUAGAACCUAUUAGCCACAGGCGGAGCAGCAAUCCCACCAGGCCUACCCGGUGCAUAAGUUCAUUGCCUUUCAGCGAUGUCACAUCACAAGAUCUUUCCAACUUCACCACUUUACAAUGCCUUACGGGAGUUGUCUGACUGAAAAUCUUGUCAUUUUUCACUGAAAAGUGCACACGCAUGACAAAAUGUAGACAGGAUGCCCCAAGGUAUGGGAAUCAGCUAGACUUUGCCCUUUAGUUUUUGAAGACACCUUUCUUUCAUUAUGUACCGAGAAAGGAAAUUAAUAGAGCGUUAUCUUACAGCAGUACAGCCUAUAACCAAAGAUCCUCUGUAGAAAUUGAGACAUUGGUGCUCUGAGGCCUGACAUAGUGGAUGGUGCUUUGCCAUUGCUGUAAUCCUGUGUUCAGUAGCUCAUAACGUGUUACCCUAUUAAAGCAUAUUCAUUGAUCUACGUACUUCUAUUAAACAAAUAAAUAAGAUAAAAUAGAGCAGCACUGUUACAACCCAAGGUUGUAUAGGCUGGUAUACCCCCAUUCUUUAAAUCUCCAAGGGCUUUACUGUGUCACAAGCCAGCAACUCUCUUUGCAUGAGAAUUUCAAAGUUUAAUUAAUAUAAUUAAAGGCAACAGCAAGCAGCAGCCUGUGAAGAUUUUUGCUCAUCUUUUUUAUGCUUUUUGACAUUGAAUGACCUAUUACUAUUUAAGCUUUGCUUGGAUUUUUAAAACAUACUUUGCCCUGGUUACGUUCGAAAGAGAAAAAAGGUACCCAUGUUUGUAACCAAACAGUGCAGUUAUAUUAUCCUACUGCAGCCCCUUUUCCAAACAUUGUGGAAAAAUAUAUUUAAUGAUUUUUUUUUUCCAACCGCCUUGUCAAGACGACGAUCCCAAAUGAUGUCCGUAUGAGCAGAAACACUGUGGGGGAGAAGAAAGCAGCAGCUGAGAAAAAGCUCGAAUGAUGCAGUCACUUUCGAUACUGUACAUGAAAUGCAAAAUGGAUAUUCGAGUCGAAACCUGACAAAGCGCGCCUGCUUUGAUGUGAACUGGUAUAGACAAUGACCAGUGGCUGGGUCAGUAGGAUGUCUCUCUGCGAGCAGGGGAGCUUAUCAAAUGACACUAAAAAUAAGUUCAACAACCAUCACAUUUGAGAGAACAGGCGAACAUUUCACAUUUGGUGGGCAAGCAAGUGCGCGAGAUGGGGAGAGCGAUAGUGAAAAGUCCUGGUCUAAUUAUGCUUUUGAGCUGUUCAUCAAAAUCACAUGGGACAUGAAUAUUUCCCUUGGUUUACAUGCAAAAUGUAUGAUGUUGCCAAAAGAAGCUGUGUCUGUAACCACUUGCUUAAUCUUUUGCUCAUUAUUAUUUAAGGUAAUGGCAAAAUUGUAAGUACUACCUAUCAGUAUGUCACAAAAUAAAUUUUACUAGAAUUUU